Molecule: messenger RNA, 1648 nt
Organism: Brassica napus (rape)
Lineage: Eukaryota; Viridiplantae; Streptophyta; Magnoliopsida; Brassicales; Brassicaceae
Product: dof zinc finger protein DOF1.1
Exons: 2
Coding region: 391-1344 (317 amino acids)
Biological process (GO): regulation of DNA-templated transcription
Molecular function (GO): DNA binding; DNA-binding transcription factor activity
Source: RefSeq, a predicted model, not a curated record
AACCUUAUAGGUGAAGAAAUCUCCCCAACUCAAACCCUAAAAAGGGAAUGACAAAUAAAAAAAAUCACAUAGAUGGUUAUAGACGCGUAUACACUACAUGAGGAAAUGUCUAGAAAUCAUAAAAGGAACCAAAACUCCUUUUCUUUUUCUCGUUAACAAAGCAUUUUCUCACCUUUAAUUUGUCUUUGUUCUCCUUCUCUCUUCUCACUUUCCUUACUGAUUUUGUGCUCUCUUCGCAUUUCUCUUUGGUAGUCUUGCUUCAUCUCCUUAGUUUUGCCCUUUUUCUUUGAUUCUCCCCACCAAGUUUUUCCUUUGGAGUUUUUUCCUAAAGAUCCAUUAAACUUUAUUAAAGAAGAAAGUAGAAAGAAAUAAAAAGGGCAUAGAAGAGCAAUGGUUUUCUCAUCCAAUUGGUCACAGCCUACGAAUCCGAAUCAGCUUCAACUUAACGAAAAUGGAAGUUUAGUGAAUGGCCACGGACUACUUUCUCACCAACUUCCACCUUUCCCACCAAACCCUAACCCUAACCACCACCAUGCCGCUGCCUCCAGUGGUCUUCCGGCGAGGCUUGGUGGAUUCAUGGCGGAGAGAGCGAACCAAACCAAAGCUCCUCGGCCUGAGGGAGCCCUAAAGUGUCCUCGAUGCAACUCCAUCAACACUAAGUUCUGUUACAACAACAACUACAACCCCACUCAGCCUCGCCACUACUGUAAGGGAUGCCGCCGCUACUGGACACAUGGCGGCAAAUUGAGGGACGUCCCCGAAGGUGGCCGCCGCCGGAGAAAUAGCAAAAAGAAUAAAAAUGGUAAUGCAAAAUCUUCUUCCACGGUCAACGCUCCGAGUUCUAGCUCAGGACAGCUAAGGACAAACCAUCAGUUCCCGUUUUUACCAACUCUUCAAAAUCUCACUCAGCUUGGAGGUAUCGGUUUGAACUUAGCUGCUGCUAAUGGCAACAACCAAGCUCACCACAUCGGUCCAAGUUUGAUGAAUGAUUUAGGGUUUCUUCAUGUCGGAAAUGAACGAAACAGUCAUGACAACAACAACAGUGAAAACAACCUAAUGGGGCCUGGUGGAUUCCCUCUCUUCGAUCCAACGUCAGGACCAUACGGUUUCCAAAACGAGGGAAAUAUCGGAAACGACGUCGGGUUAUCUUUUCCCUCUACUUCCAUGGUUGAUUCCAGUAUUUACCAAACAGGUCCGGUGAAGAUGGAAGAACAACCCAAUCUGGUUAAUUUGUCUAGACCGGUCUCCGGUUUGACACAUCCGGUGAAUCAAACAAACCAGUACUAUUGGAACAAUUCGGAUUUCUCGGGUCCUUCUUCUAACGAUCAUCACCAACUCUUGUGAGAAUAUUAGAUCGUCAAUAAAUAUUACGACGCGGGGAGAUUGAUUUACAUGACCACGAAUGGUCAUAUGAUCAAAUGCAUGCAAACUAAAAGGUAUCUAAUCAGGUGUGGUAUACAACUUAAGAUCGUACGUAUAUAUAAUCAGGUGUGUCAUAUAUAUAUAAACUUUGUAGAGUGUGGUUUUAUGGUUGAAUUGAUUCUGAAGUUAUUAGCUUUGUCUCUCAACAAAUUCGUGUCGUGUGUGUAACAGUCCAGUUUAUAUACCUAUUAAUCUCAUGGAAUAUAUAAUGAUUUUCAGUUAUUUC